GGAGAGAGGGGUUGUAGCGGGAAGCGGAACAGGGAGGCCCCGUGGGACGCCGGGUCUGGGGGAGAGCAGGUAGCAGCGAGCUGCCCUGACAGCUGUCAGUGCUCCUCAGAUUGUCAGUGGCUGCUAUGCAGCAGGUGCAGCCUGCUCUCUUACUAAGUCUCUACUCCACAAACGAAGCGACUGGCCAAGGCAGUGGCUGGCCCUGGAUUACACAAGUGCAGACACUCAACUAAGUGAGCUGGAAGACCCAGGGGAAGGCCGUGGCUCAGGUGCCCACAUGAUCAGCACAGCCAGGGUACCUGCGGAUAAGCCAGUACGCAUUGCCUUCAGCCUUGAUAAUGCCUCAGAUGAUACACCUCCUGAAGACUCCAUUCCUCUGGCCUUUCCAGAAUUAGACCAGCAGCUACAGCCUCUGCCGCCUUGUCAUGACUCCCUGGAAUCCAUGCAGGUCUUCAAACAGCACUGCCAAAUAGCAGAAGAAUACCAUGAGGUCAAAAAGGAAAUCGCUCUGCUUGAGGAAAGGAAAAAGGAGCUCAUUGCCAAGCUGGAUCAGGCGGAAAAGGAGAAGGUGGAUGCUGCUCAGCUGGCUCGGGAGUUUGAGGCGCUGACGGAGGAGAAUCGGACCUUGAAGUUGGCCCAGUCACAGUGUGUAGAGCAACUAGAAAAACUUAGAAUACAGUAUCAGAAGAGACAGGGCUCGUCCUAACUUUAAAUUAUUCAGUGGGCGCGUCAAGACGUUGGUGACUGCUGUGUGCUGGCCAAAAGAUUUGUAUUUUGUAGGGAUAGUGAAUAAAAUCUUGUCACUUCUCUUUAUUACCCACAUGGCAAACGUCUGUAAUGAGUUUAGUGCUUGCUACAUCUAGAUUGAGAGGAGGGAUAUUUUAUUUUAAAUAAGACAAUUAAAGCAAACCUAUUACCAGGAUGUUUUCAGAGAUCAUCAUUCAUGUCCAAAGGUGUUUUUUUUUUUUUUUCUUAUUUAGGAAGACAUGAUCAUACUAUACAUCAGGUUAGAAAACGAUAAAAAUAGAAUAUUGACUGAUGCCGUUAAGAAUCAUAAACAGAAUUAAGCCGUGAAACAAACCGGUAAGAUGCUCACUGCAGUUCCACAUCUGUGCAUUUUUAAAUUUCACGUCUUUGCUAUUUCAAUUGCGCUCAAAUCUGAACCGUCAGAAACUUCUCCUCAUAUAUUUAUGUUCACCAGAGUUAGAUUUAAUCCCCCGGUGAUUAAGAAUAAAUGGUCGUAUAUCAUAAAAGCUUUCUCAUGACAGCAUUAGCAGAAAGUAUGUUUGUGCCAAAAACACAUUUUGCCAGUGCAAACUUGCUGUUGUAAUAAAAAGCAGAUAAGGCCGCAUUUUCUUCAAGCCAUGUUACUUCCCAGUAAACAUCUCUGCCUUUGCUUGUGUGUGUUCUGGGGCAUGGGGAAAGUGGAAAAGAAUUGUUUAGACAUUACUUUGGUGAGUUUCUAUGAAAACAUCAGUAAAAUUAUAACUAUGACUUUAUUUGGGAUUUAAGGAGAUAUUUUGGAUCAGUAAUAACUAACAGAAAUGUCUGAGUAAAUUCAGGAUUAAAAUGAUUUUUCCCCUUGUUCUUCCUAUUACGAUAUUU
This is a messenger RNA of Rhinolophus ferrumequinum (greater horseshoe bat), 1605 nucleotides long. RefSeq names its product MAP3K7 C-terminal like (gene MAP3K7CL). The record is from RefSeq and is a predicted model, not a curated record. Lineage: Eukaryota; Metazoa; Chordata; Mammalia; Chiroptera; Rhinolophidae. The transcript has 5 exons. The coding region runs from base 278 to 706 and encodes 142 amino acids. Gene Ontology annotation, cellular component: nucleus; cytosol.